Molecule: messenger RNA, 853 nt
Organism: Etheostoma cragini (Arkansas darter)
Lineage: Eukaryota; Metazoa; Chordata; Actinopteri; Perciformes; Percidae
Exons: 5
Coding region: 226-711 (161 amino acids)
Source: RefSeq, a predicted model, not a curated record
UUAAGUCGCUGAACUUGUUUGCUGUGUGAAACUCAAAACCAGCCUGAAAGGGGAAAGAGGGAGGAGGCAAAAGUGUAAAAAGCAUGAAGCAACACGGGCUGCACAUUAAAUUACACUUUGUGGCUUGGUGGUGUGUUUGCUGACAAGGGAGACAAAACCCCGCAGUGAACAGAAGAAGCAGUAAGUAAAGACUAUAUAUGAGUGGAAGCAACCCAAACAGCACCAAUGCGGGUUCAGUGGAUGGUGACCAUUUUAUGCACCUUGUUGUCAAUGGGACUGGUGGUGAUUAUUGUAGGCCAACACCAAGUGACGUUAAUGCUGGACAAGGCAAAUCAAAAGCUCCCAAAGGAGUCACAGAAACUUGACGAUAAACUUUCAGAUUUAAGAAAGCUAAAAGCCUCUGUGGAAAAGCUGCUGUCCGCUGAGAACAAAGCGGUGAAGAAUCUGGAGGAAUCAAUACCUAAACUCAUUCCCGAGAUAGAAAAAAAGAGAAUAGAAAAUGACGCCUGUCAAGGAGAAAAGAAAACAAAAGGGGAUGAACUGGCUGCCGUGGAGAAGGAACACACAGAGACUCUCGCAAAUUUAAAACAAGAGUCUGACGCCUGGAACCAAGAGAUAAAUGAUCUGAAACCACAAGUGACGGGUUACAGAGAAAUCUGUAAUCAUGUGAAGAAGGGCACACUAGCUGAGAAAUUAUGUAGCACCAGCUAACUCCUCACCUGAAGAUAAAGGAGUAACGUCUCAGCUCUCCACAAUGCCACUAGUAACAUUUGUUCCAAGUGUCUAAGAUUGGUGUGGAUUUUUUACACAUGUCAUUCCUGUUACUGAUGUAUGAAAUUAACAUUUUUUGAGC